Molecule: messenger RNA, 426 nt
Organism: Rotaria sp. Silwood2
Lineage: Eukaryota; Metazoa; Rotifera; Eurotatoria; Philodinida; Philodinidae
Source: the annotation of a GenBank genome assembly
AUGUCUAACGAAUCGUCUGAUGAUAAUCAUCAUUCAAAAACAAAGAUAAUAUAUGUAUUAGCUGCUCUUCUGGGAGUAUUCCUUAUAUUGACCAUUGUAUUUGCUGCUUUGUAUGGAGUUGAAAGGAAUAAAACAUCGACAUCGGAACAGACACCGACACCGACACCAGGACUGACAUCGGGACCGACACCAACUACGGAUACCACAGUCAAUAGUGAUUUAUGUGUAACUCCAUAUUGUAUUAAAGCUGCAAAUUAUUUACUCGAAAGUAUUGAUAAAACUGCUGAACCAUGUGAAAAUUUCUUUGAAUUUGCUUGUGGAACAUGGUUAAAGAAAAAUCGAAUACCUGAUGAUGCUGGAUCUCAAGAUACAAUUAAUCUUCUACGAAAUCAAUUAGAUAGUGAUAUUGUUGGUAAGUAUAAAUGA